Molecule: messenger RNA, 2768 nt
Organism: Sycon ciliatum
Lineage: Eukaryota; Metazoa; Porifera; Calcarea; Leucosolenida; Sycettidae
Product: nudC domain-containing protein 1-like
Exons: 5
Coding region: 168-2069 (633 amino acids)
Source: RefSeq, a predicted model, not a curated record
UCAAAUCUCAGUGAUGGAAAUAAAAUAAAAGUCUAAAAGACUUGAAGAAAUAACAAGAUAUACUUAGGUACAAUAGUCUCAGUGCCGAUUGUAGGACAACAAGUACUAGUAGUAUAGUAGUAGAUCUACGUACGACUACAACCGUAGACUACGAAAAGAACAGAACCAUGGGCCUUCGCCCAGACAGAUCUCUUGUCAACUCAAAUUUUGAAGGAUAUCGUCUGAGUAAUUCUGAAUUGCACUCUAUUAUCGAAUCGCAGUUAUCAUGUAAACCUCAAUGUAUCCAGUUGUCCGAGAAGUACUAUUCAUAUCAACUAGUUCGCACGUUUAGCACGUGGAAUUAUUUAGUUCAGGAUCCCUUCAGUGAUGGCCUCAGCAGCUAUUUCAUCGAUAGCGACUUCAAUGUUGUGCAUUGCUCUGUGGAUGAAGGCUCAGUGAGUACGACUGCUGUGCUGAGCAUUCCGAAGCCUCCUCUAAUAGAUUCCUCCCGCCAAUGUUGUCCACCGGCUAUCAUCUUCUGCAGCUUGCAAACUGCAGUCAUUAGUGAUGGCCACGGCAAUCUGUUCCUUGUCUCUCUUGCCAGGGAUAGUGGCAAUGGGAAGUGCCAAUGGUCCAUAUCUCAUUCAUACUCACAUGGCAGACCUCUCUUCUUGUUUGACUGCAUGGAGUGUUUGGAUGGCAGUUUGCAGUGUGCUGUAGUAGUAUUUGAUGAAGUAGAUGCUAGCACCAGUGUUUCCACCACCACGGCUGCUACUGCUAAUGCCAGCAGUGGGGCCGGUGGUAUUGCAGGCGGUACAGGUGAUUCUGGACAAUGUCGCUUUACGUUACAGUGGUUAGCUUUGCAGCCUGCCGUUGUGGACAAUGUGACUACGCUCAACUUACUUGUUUGCUCGGAAUUCUCCUCUCGCUCGAUUCCUUUCUACGCUUCUCUCACAUCCGACGGCAGCAAUGUGUUGUGCGUUUUAAAUGAGGGACGGCUGCAGCAUACUGCCAAUGGCAACAGCCGUGACAGUAGUCAAGGUACCUUAACAUCUUCUACAGCCAAUGAUACUGCGAUGGAAGAAUCGAAUGCCCCAGAUGGUCAGACUCCAUCUUGCCCUCAAACAACGCAACAGUGGGAGCAGACAUCAGAUCUUGUAACAGUUUCAUUCAACGUUGACAAGGAUGUGCGUUCACGCGACAUUCAUUUCAGUUUGAGUAGCUCGGGCGAAAUCAGUUUAGGACUCAAGGACGGCGAGUCCUUUCUCCGUGGAAACCUCAGUGAGCGUGUGGACAAUGAAGGAUCAGCGUGGACAAUUGAAAAUCAUGUGCUGGAACUAUGCUUAGCUAAGUAUCAAGUGGGUAAGCAAUGGUCGGCGAUCUUGAAAAACCCCAACAGUGCAAGUGAUAGCUCUGUGUCAGCGUUUCCCUUGCGGUCCGUUGAAAACCUCACCGCCGGAGAGAAAGAGAAGAUUCUUCGCCAGAUGGAGCAUAUGACAUCUGACAAGAUGGUGACGGAUGAUGAUCUCGCAGAGCAAGGCCACAUGCUGCAUCAAGAACUGGAAGAGUGCGAUAAGGCAGUGGAUGACGAUGUCCGAUACUUGAUGUGCUAUUCCAAAGAUGGACGGUUAUUACAGCAGACGAAUGUCACAUCCUAUCAGUGGCUGUUUAACGCUCGUCUCGCGUCCAGCCGUAUGCCAGCAGUAUGCCUUCGGUAUGAUGUAGAUGCCUGUGUAUGGCACACAGCGUCUUCAGCUGGCGAUGUUCCGACUACACCACCCCAUCCGGUGCCUAUGUACCGCCACGUUGCCACUUUCAAUGCUUUGGGUUACGUUGCCGCAUCCAAGCAGCAGAAGAAAUUCAUGACGUGUCCAAGUGACGCAUCCUACUCGGUCAUUUGCGAGUAUGCCAGGAACAUCUUUGUGUAUUACCCAGCUCCGGAGGCAUCUGCGGGAACACCUGCCAACACCGCCUUGCAGUCAAUCUUCAGUCUGCCAUCGCCAGAUGAGUCGAUUCUAGGUGUGGUUGCCAUGGCAAAGCAGCGCGUGCUGGUUCUCACUGACAGUCAUGUCUACUUGCUGACAUUUUGAGUUUGGACAGCAGCAGCAGCGCUUAGGCCAUAGGGUGAAUAGCGUUAAUACUAGGACGGAUGCAGGGGCAUACCCAAGAGGGUCAGCAGGGUGGGUUUUUAAGUUUUUACAGACCUCUAUUAUGCAUAGCACAUGUACAAUGUACCCUAAGAUGCAACUGCUCACAACCGCUAGUGCCCUUGAUCUUACUAUUGAAAAAAGGACCCUUGCAUUAUUGCACCUGAGGACUUUUGCAAGCCUUGUAUCGAAGUGCUGUUACUGUUGCAGAAACGAUGGGCACUUUGAGUUAGGUACGGUGAUUGUGGCGCAAUGUGCGAUAGUAUAAACAAUCUCAGGUUGGAAGAUCACGUACACAUACCUUAGUUUGAUCUUGAAACGUACUUGCCGCAGUUAAACUUUUAGUCCAUUUUAGAGUUUGGUUUGUGGCCAGUACCAUGUUGCUUCAGUUCAAGCCGGUCUUUGUGGCCAGUACCAUGUUGCUUCAGUUCAAGCCGGUCUUGGAACGAGAAGCAUCUUUUCAUGUACAUGUACCAGCAGCAUUGGAUAUCUGCAUCUGGUUUUUUUUAGGUUUUAUUGAGUUCACUUAGGAUGUUCUGUUGGUAUCUGUGAGCACUAGGUGAGAUUUCGAAGAACACCGUUGCUCAAUGUCAAUGACAAUUGUGCCAGGAAGGAACCCAUUAUCUCAUUUUGAGUAUGGUA